UACUUCCUGCCUGUGGCAGAAAAUAGCCCUGGCCUUCUGGCUUAUCUCAGCAAAGAGCAGCACCCAGCCCAGCUCAGAGGGCAAUGGGAUGGGUCCCAGAGGCCCUGAGGAGGUAAUAAACCUGGACCCUGAAGGUGCAGAAAGGAAGCUGAAGGACAGAUGCCGUGAGCAGCAGGUGGCGGCACAUGCUCUGGUCUCCAUUGCUGAUGAGGCUGUGAUUAAAAGCUUCCAAUCCUUUAUAGCCAUCGGACCCUGCAGCCAUAGCACAUAUUUCCAUGACCUGCUUCUCCUUGCUUUUGGACGGUCUCUGCAUAGCCUCCAGGUCCCUGUACAACCUCCAGGCUGCCACCCUGGAGGUAAAAGGGAUGCCUGGAUCUUGAUGUGUCUCAUGAUGUAUCCAGCCUAGCUCCCCCUCUCACUUUUUCACGAUGUUGACCAACUCCUCUUUGUUGGCCAACUGCUCUGCCAACGCCUCUUCUACCAACAGCUCUAUUCCUCCGUGCCCUGACUAUAGGGCUACCCAUCGCCUGCACAUGGUGGUCUACAGCUUGGUGCUGGCGGCCGGGCUCCCCCUUAAUGCGCUGGCCCUCUGGAUCUUCUUGCGCGUUCUGCGCAUACACUCGGUGGUGAGUGUGUACAUGUGCAAUCUGGCAGCCAGCGACUUGCUUUUCACCCUCUCACUGCCCGUGCGCAUCUCCUACUACGCACUGCACUACUGGCCCUUCCCCGACCUCCUGUGCCAGACGUCGGGCGCAAUCUUCCAGAUGAACAUGUAUGGCAGCUGCAUCUUCUUGAUGCUCAUCAACUUGGACCGCUAUGCCGCCAUCGUGCACCCCCUGCGUCUACGUCAUAUGCGGCGGUCCCGCGUGGCGAGGCGGCUCUGUCUGGGUGUUUGGGCACUUAUCUUGGUGUUUGCUGUGCCCGCCGCCCGCGUGCACAGGCCCUCGCCUUGCAGCUACCGGGGCAUCGAGGUGCGCCUGUGCUUCGAAAGCUUCAGCGACGAGCUAUGGAAGGGCCGGCUGCUUCCCCUUGUGCUGCUGGCAGAGGCCCUGGGCUUUCUGUUGCCCCUGGCAGCCGUCCUCUAUUCAUCUGGGCGGGUCUUUUGGACUCUAGCGCGGCCGGACGCCACGCAGAGCCAAAGGAGGCGGAAAACCGUGCGCCUUCUGCUGGCCAACCUCGUCAUCUUCCUGCUGUGCUUCGUGCCCUACAACUCCACUCUGGCUGUCUAUGGGCUGCUGCGGGGCAACCUGCUGGUGGCCAGCCAGGAGGCCCGCGAUCAAGUGCGCGGGGUGUUGAUGGUAAUGGUGCUGCUGGCCGGCGCCAAUUGCGUGCUGGACCCGCUGGUGUACUACUUCAGCGCCGAGGGUUUCCGUAACACCCUGCGUGGCCUAGGUACUCCGCUCCAGGUCCGGACCUUGGCCACCAAUGGUGAUAGGGGAGCGAGUGCAGAAAGGUCCUCAGAGGCCAUCCACACCACUGGAGUGGAUGCCACCAGUCAGGAGCUACUCCAGCCACCUAAACCCAGAAUGCCCUUCACCGAGUGUCCUCAGGAUUCCACCCUCUGAACGCAUAUCGCGCAAUAGUGCAGUCUGGUACCUCUCUCAUAGGCUUCUGGAUCCAUGACCAUGAGGGAGGUGCACUGAGCGCUUGGAUUUCAGAAUGGAACUCCAGUUCUUGAAUGCAGAUGAGAACAAAGUGUGGAAACAAGAUCACAGGAAAGAAAGAUUGUUACUAGCUAUGGCUUCUUUAAGUUGGUGGUAGUAGGCAAAGGACCUUUUCUCCAAUCAGUGGGAAGUGAUGCAAUGAACCUGACCACAGCUAAGAGCUGACAGAUGGAAAGGAAAGUGGAUACCCUGGAUUUUGCCACAGGACCACAGGGCCAAGAGCUGAAGAGCCCCAAACCUUGGUAGAUCAAGCUACUGAGAAGUUGGUGCCAUCUGUUGAGUUCUGUGCUGAUCUCAGGGCCAUGGACACCACCAUUUUCACUUUCACCUGCCCCCCCCUACUUAGCAGGAAGCGUACAAGUGUUUAUUUGAUAUGGAGAGAACUGGGUUCCUUAUUAUUGAUUUCUAAUGGUUUAGGCUAGGACACCCAACAUGGGGUGGUAGGGGCAGGGCAAAACUGUGAAUUAAAUUGUGAUACACACUGCCCCCCUCCCCCAAAUCCUAGUUUUUGUCCCUUAUCUAGGUCAUCGUUUCUCCUGCCAUCGUUUUUAGGGCCUCCUCUUUUCUAGGUCCUUAAUAUCAUCUCUGUCUUCCUGCUUUGUCCAAAGAAAGGAGAACAGUCUUUGUAUUAAAGCAUUGGUUCUCAAACUUCUUGGUCUCAGAUCCCUUUACACUCAUAGAAAUUGAGGACCCCAAGAGCUUUUGCUUAUUCUUUGUUGUUUUAAUAUUUACUGUAAUAGGAAUGAAAGCUAAUAAGUUUUAAAACAGAAAUACACAAGCACACAAUC
Messenger RNA from Ictidomys tridecemlineatus (thirteen-lined ground squirrel), 2452 nucleotides. RefSeq names its product lysophosphatidic acid receptor 5 (gene Lpar5). Lineage: Eukaryota; Metazoa; Chordata; Mammalia; Rodentia; Sciuridae. Gene Ontology annotation, molecular function: G protein-coupled receptor activity. Gene Ontology annotation, biological process: G protein-coupled receptor signaling pathway; behavioral response to pain. Gene Ontology annotation, cellular component: membrane. The record is from RefSeq and is a predicted model, not a curated record.